CGGCGUCAGUGGUAGGGUUAUGGAAAACCUCGAGGCGUGGACAAAAACACUACCCGGACGCUCUCAGCUGUUCCUUUUUGGUUCUCUGCAGCAGAUAAUUACACGGAGUACAUCUAAAAGGGUUCAAGGUUGCUUUUUUGUUGUAAAAUGGACGGAGGAUGAUGUCGUUUGGUGUUUAACGGUAGCUUAAGUUCACGAAAGCUAGCUCGCUAGUUGCUAAAGCUAACGGUUGCUGUCCGAAUGACAACAAUUAGCUUUUUUCCGCUACAGAUAUAUCUGUAAACCAGACAAUGCUGCAAAACAAGACAGACUAAACGCGGGAAACGAACAGGUUAGUGCCAACACACAAUGAGAGAUAACGGUAACACACAACUCACCUGUUGAUUGAGGAUAUUCGCUAUGCUAGCAGAACAACUGCCAUCAACAAAUCAGUCUUAACAUUACCCGUUAACACGAUACCCUUUUUAAAAGCUAAUAUCUGCUCAUUUGAAAUGCUUUUGGGGACAUCACAUACGUUUCUUUCUUCUCCCUUGUUUGAGAAUGAUGCCUGAGAUGUGUAGAUGUUUUCAGGUAUCAACUGUCAACAACAGACGGCUCUGCCCGAUCGUGUCACAUCUGUUAGAUCACAAAACAACUAGUACUUAAGUGUCCACAGGGCCUUUAUCCCCCUCCUUACCCACUGUCCUGCUGAUUCUAUUUAUAGUGGUGCUGCAGUGUGUACUGGUGUUGCCAUAGAAACUCGCUCAUCCAGCGCUAUUGUUUAGGUUGAUUAAAGGAAUAGAUGACAACAUGACCCUUGCAUACCUUCAUCUUAAAUAUAACAAAUCAGCCUCACUCACUUAUCCCUGUAUAAACCUGUGUAUAAAACAAGCCCAGAAUUUACAUCAUUUCCAGGAGAGGACACUCAGUAUUGAAAUUUGACAGAUUUUACAUUCCCUUUUCUUUAUUCUUUCAACAUAUGUAAAUACAUACAUCUUAUUGUGGUCUAAAUUAGCAUUUAGACUGUUCAAUAAGUAACCAGGGCAGGCAGGGGCAAGCUAAUGUUAUGUAUAUAGCAGCAGUGAUGUGGAGUAAUGAUAUCAUACAUCAUUUAACCUCAUGGAAAAUUCCACCUCAGGUGCGUUGUUGCAUAGUGACCAAGUCACACAAUACAGAAAACCUGAGAGAAACAAGUCAGUCUGGACAACUGUGUUGAUUUAUCUUUAGAAUAAAGGAAGUACAGCCUUAUAAUUUAUAAUUUUUUUUAAGUUACAACUUUGAAAAAAAAUAAUGUGAUUCAAAGUCUUGAUUUUGUUUGUAAAUCAAACACAGAGCUUUCCAGGUAUCAAAAUGGAAUCAGAAAACAAAGCCGACUCCUGUGAAGAUAAUCGAGAUUUGGAUGAGAGUCGCCAGUCACAACAAAGUACGAAGAAGUAUUCCAGAGAGUCAUCCGCCCAAAAGUGCAAAAAGAACUAUGAGGAGAAUAACCAGGAAGAAAAAGAUGACGGUAUUGAGAGCAGGUCAAGGACCAGAACCUGGCAUUCAGAUCCAGAUCGAGACCAAAUGUCAGACAGGGAGGGACGAAGGAGUGGUCGGUCUUUUUAUUCAGAGGACUAUGAAAGUGACGCUCCUUCAGAGGGAUCGCUCUCACCAUACUCCAGGUCCAGGACUCCAUCUCCUGCUCCAAAAAAAGGGGUGCGGGAAAAGAGGAUUUCUGGAAGCCCACACUACAAGAUGGGUAUGUAGAACAAGAACAUAAUCCAGUAUGGACCUUUGCCUGAGUAAAAACUUGUGAAUAAAUGUGCUUCACUGUCCAGGUGAUGGCAGUGUAAGGCAGAUUUUAUGCAGGUUGUGCAGGGAACAAGCUAACACAAGUCUGCCUUCUAUGGACAGUUAAUUCUUCCUGCAGAAGUUUCAUUUUACAACAUGCUUAAUAGUUUAUGAGUAAAGUUUGAUUUUAAGGAAUCUUUGACUUCAACCUUAGUUAAUAUUCACCACUAUUGGCCCACCUAACCAUCAGAUUUUACAACAAUAUGUAAAAGUUUGUCAAUAUUUUAAAAUGGUUUCUAUAUUGUGUGUCUCUUUGUCCCUCAGGUGUUGUCGGUCGCCGAGGUCUCGCUCGCCCACUUCGCUUAGGUGGUCCGCCUCUAACCCAGCAGCAUCGCAGGGGGGUACGUUCUCAGAGCAAAGAGUCCACACCUCCUAAAGACCUUGACCUGGUGACCAAGAGGAUGCUUUCAGCACGUCUACUAAAGAUCAACGACUUGCGUAACUCGCUUGCUGAACUUCAGCAACGCACUGAUGAGCUGCAGAGAGAGAAUCGAGUUCUCAAACAGGUAGACCUGGCCCUGUAGUUCUUUUGGGUUACAUACACAAGGACAGAGAGAGAGCUUUGACUCAACAGUGUGGGGUUUAAACAUAAACACAGGCAUAUUUGAUAUAAAUAACUGUUCACACAAUAUUUACCACAAAAUGCUUUGUCUUUCCUGUCUUCAACACCUUUGGAACCCUGAAACAAAUAUUUUUCUAUAGCUUCAGGUGCGUCAAGAGAAAGCCCUGCAGCGCUACGAUGACACAGAUAGUGAGAUUUCCCAGCUGCUGUCACGCCACUCAAAUGAGACCCACGUGCUGCGUGAAAGGCUCAGACGCACCCAAGAGCGUGAGCGGGCUGUUGAGCGGCGGCUGAAAGACAGCGAGGAGCAGCUCCAAAGGAGUCAGGCAACUAUUGCCCGGCUGAAGAAGCUGGUUGACCAGAGAGAACUUGGAGCACGAGAUGAGCUGAGCCGCAGGCUAGAGGAAGAGAAAGUUAAGGCCCAGGAGGCUGAACGAAAGAUAAAGGUACAGUUAUUUCAUACAUUUUUAUUUUAUCUAAUCAUCUGUUGAAAAGCUGAGGUCUAAAAUAUGAAAUUCUCAAGGCUGCAGGGCAUGACACAUAAAAAAUAUACAUAUUUCUUGCCUUGUGACGUAAUUUACAAAUUAUAUAUUCAGUUACAAGCCACUGGUGUCAGGUUUACAAAGUUGCUUGACAAUCACAUACAAAGAACAAGUAAAAUACAUGCCUAUUCCUAUCAAAUUUGACAUGCAAAGUUUACAACUGUUAGUGUAACUGUUUGUCUUUGCGUUUGAAGGAACUGGAGCGGAGCGUGGAGCUGAGCAACAGCAGUUUCCAGAGACAGCUGGCCGCAGAGAGGAAGAAGACUAUCAGUGCCCAGCAGGAGCUCAGGACUCUGCAGGAGGAGCUUGAACGACUGACCAACAAACUCAAGGUCCUUGUACAGGAAACUACUCACACCAUAACUUUCUUUAGGAUUGGACACAUAAAAUUCAAUUGCCUGAGUGUGUAAAUUUCCCUUUUUUAUUAUAUUUUUUUCAUAUCAGGAGAAGGAGAGAGAACUAGAUACUAGGAACAUUUAUGCAAACCGUAUGAUGAAACCCUCAGUGAAAAAGGAGAUGGAAAAUGGGGCAAAGCAGAAAGGUGAGGCCUCACUAUGUGUUGAUGGCUGCAAUUGUUUAAUUAUCUUAACCUUUAUUGAUCAUUUUCCUUUCACAAAGUGCAGUUUGGAAUAGGACUACCAUCAUUAAUCUGCUAUUGUAUCACACAUUGAACAGCCCCCAGCAGGAACAGCAGCAAAGCAGUGAAGACUAGAGACAGGUCGUCCAGUCUGGAUUUCCCCACACCUCCUCCUGCUGUCACAGAUGCCAAUGAGUACAGCGAACAGGCAUCUGAUGAAUACCUAUCACUCAAGGUAAAGUGCCUCCACUUCACUUGAAGAGAAACCCUGCUCUGUCCUUCAACCAAAGCUGUGUUUUACAUAUUAUGUCUGACUGACAAGCACAAAAAGUUUUAAAAUUGGCAGAUAUGUAACAGGCUGCAGGGGCUAUAUUGUAUCUCUCAGUGCAAAUGGGCUCAAUCAAAGUGAACCCAGCUGAAAUGUUUGUUUGUAGGCACAAAUGAUUAUUUAAGUGUCUUGAAACUGGAGGAGAAGAUCUGUAUAAGGCUUGAAUAGCAGCCAUAACAGCCUUCUUUGUGGAUACUAAAUUGUUCAAAAGCGGUCAAAAUAAAAUACACAAAAGAUUGCCAUUAUGUGCAGUGCCCAGAAAGUGACAAGAGCUUUUUUUUAAAUUAAUUGGCACAUGCGAUUUAGUAUCUGAAUGUACGUGUUAUACCCACACUGCGCAUGUGUUUUUGUAAAUAAUCCUCCGUGCCCCUAAUUUGUGAGAGAAGAAGGACAGUGUCAUGGACAGAGAGCAUAUCAUCAACAUUUCCUUUCAUUUAGGAAUGACUCACAAAGAGAUAUUUUACAGCUUAGCCACAUUUGGUAUUGUUUUGAGUAGGAGACACUUUAUCAGGAUCCUUAAAGCACAGCAACUUUGCCGUUGGUGAUACUCAGCCUUGCAGGAAAUGAUUUUGAUUAACGAACAGUUAAAUUGCACCUGCAAUAUAAUAAAUCACAUGUGCAAAUUUAAAAAAAAGGUCAUGUCACCUCACCACUCUUCUUUCAGAGUCUUUCAGAUCCCAAAAUACGUGAAAAAUAAAAAUAAAAAACGGGGCCACGUUUAAUAAUUUCAUAAUUCUCCUUUAAUAACUUCUGUUUGUCAUUUUUCCUUUUUCUCUCAAACAUUAUACGUCAUCAGGAAAUCGGCUGUGGGGACAGACAGCCAGAGAUGAGAGAUAAACAUCACAUGAGAGAACAGCAAAAGAUCAAGGACAGCGAAAAAGAACUAAACAAGGAGAAGGUGGCAGAGAAGGAGAAGGAGAAACAAGAGUCCAGUCAGCAGCCAAAUGCCCUUGAAGCCUCGACAAAGACGCCACCAAAACUGUGGGAAAAAGAGAAAGAAGAAGAAGAAAACAUAAGGACAAGUUCCCUCCUCAACCAGGAGGAAGAGACCAUCAGGAAGCGUGGCCAUGUCCAGGAAGAGGUGGAGAGAUGGAACCACGAGGCUCUGGCAAAUCAGCGAACGACAGAGGAAGCACGUCGCAAAAAAGAGCUGCUGCUGGCGAAGAUGCGUGAGAUAGACCUGUCCAUAAAAGGAGCCGCAGAAGCUGUGUUUUCUGAGUCUAGUUCUUCUCAGUUUAACACAAGUAGCAGCGAACAUCCCUCUCCUCAUCCUCCCGAGCAGAAGAUCCAUAACUCUUCCAUUUUUGACCUAACAGAACCAGAGGAACGUGCUGGUAGUAGGGAAGGAGGGAGGAGGAGACCCGGCACAGAAGUUGGAGUUUUUCCAAUAGGGAGGAGAGCGCUACGAUCUCAAAACUCCAGUGAUGACUUUGCAUUUGGAAGCUAUGCCCCUUCUUUUAGAAAUUCAGCUUCCAGAAGUUCCUCAGGCUUCCCUCCACCUCCACCUGCAGAAGACAGGGACUCUGCAUUAGAAGCAAUAGGUGUUUUCAGUCUCAGGGGAACGGAGACAGAGAAGGAAAAGGAGACAGAAAGAGGCGUCAUGAAGGAUAGGAAGUCUAGCCUCAUGCAGCAGCUGUUUGGUAGCCUGGCAACACCUGCCGGUGAUGGUGUGAGCCUCCCAAAUAAAAUGGAGAUCCUCAGCAGUCCUCCAGCUACCAAUGGGAUGCGUUCAAGGAGGGAAGGACUUUUUAGCUUCAACUCAGGGUCAUCCACCCCUACAGCAUCGUCCAUGAAUACAAUACAUGUUGCAGAAAGCAGACCUGCCAUCCGUGCUAUCGCCUCCUUCAAUGAUGAUGACAUAGAAGAACUGACCUUGUGAAGUGAAUGAAUUUAUUACAUCUUUCCAAAGAUAAAGCCAUAAAAACCACCUUGAAAUUACACCUGGAGUUUUUCUGAGGUAGUGUCUCUUACCAGUACUGCACUUAAAUAUAAGACAAUCCUCAGGUGGCAUUAUGGGAUAGCAGAGCCAUCACUCACCACCAACCAACAGCUACCUUAACUGCAGUAGUACAGUCACACAUAAGCAGGUUUCUCUCACAAUUCACCUCUUUGCCAUAUUUAUAUAUGAAGUAAGAAUUUCUGUUAUUAAUUAUUUGAACAAUAGAGUGUACCACUAAACAAUAUGACAAGUGAUUCAAGGUUCAAGGACUUUUUUUGUCUCGAAUAGGGAUGAUUCAAUGUGCAAAAACUGCUGGCCACAUGUCUGACAGGUGUUUUAAACCAGCAGUGGAAUUUACAUUUGAUUUUUAUGACUGAAGUUCUUCUAUUUUGUGCUUUUUUUGUACAACCCCACUACUUUUCAAAGGGACAUUUUGUGUUGUUUUUGCACAAUUUUAUUUGAACAUUAAUUUAUCAUUGAAUUCAGCAAGUAAAUAAUGAUGGAUUUUUUUGAUAAAGCUACAAGGCACUGUAUCUAAUGAUUGUAAUUAGCUCCCAUAAAGUGGAAAGCAUACAUUCAAAAGUACCUAUAGGGGAGAGUGGGGUAAGUUGAGCCACCCCGUGUUGCUUGGAAAUGGUAAAAGAAAUUGAUCAUGUGACCAAAUAAUUAGGCGAUGGGCAUCAAUUCAUGGAGUCUGUGAAGGUCAGAAGCCCCAUGUGUAAAGGGGUUAGACAUUUAUUUCCAACUUACCCCAUACACGGGGUAAGUGGACCAUAGUAGACCACUUUUUUGGCAUGCUAAAUUAUGAAGACAGUUAUGUUUACACUCAUUCUGUUGGUUUGCAGGGAUGCACAACAUCCUGAAAUAUAUGCAGAUACACUAGUUAGAGACAAAAUUAUGAUUGCCUUGAUGUAGUGAUCUGAAAUAUGAAAAAUGGCUCAUCUUACCCCACUCUCCCCUACGUGGUAAUAAACCCCUUAUUGUAAAAUUAUCCAUCCUGCAUAGAGUCAAUCUAAAUUUGGUACCUAAUAUACAGUAUAAUUUUAGGGCUUAUAGCUUUAUUUUCCUAAUUUAAGUAAGAUAUUGAUAUAACUUAUAAUAAAACAUUAUUUUUAGUAUAGUUUUUGUUCUUUACUCAUUUAAAAUUUUUAGUUUGUGUUUUAAGAAACCAGCAUUAUAAUGACACUGAAUACAUGUCCCAUUACAUAGAAAAUUGGCUUGGCCCUAUGGAAAUGUAUUAUUUCACCCAGUUAGCAAAUGAUCCUCAGUUAGUGAGUUGUGUAGCUGUGGUGAAUUAAUUUUGUUUUAACAUAAAUUUGGAUGACUGCAGACAAUCAUUGCUUUUUUAAACCACAAAGAGCUGUUGAAAAGAGUUUCAAGCUCUAUUUAUUUAUGUUUUCUAAUGAGCCCUAUUACAUAAUAGCCAAAGUCCUAGCUAAAGGAACUUUUUUGUACAAAAAAAACCCCUUCUGUGGAUAGUUGAUCAAUAGGUACCCUUUUACUUUGUAAGUUGUAAUUUUGUGAAGAGCUUUUUGUAUUUAUUCAGGUGGACACUAUGGCAACACUUGAUUAGAACCCACUUCUUAUAAUGCACCAUGAGCUCAUUUAUAAAGCCCUUUAAAUGCAUUAAUAACAACCCUAAUAGGUGAUUAUAAGCAUUCAUAACAGCUUACAGCAUUGUUUAUAAAGUAUUGUAAACAAAGAGCAUAAUUACUUUUUAAGGUAUGAUUUAUACUGUACUAAACUUUAAAAACAUAACUCUCACAACAGUAUGUAGUUUAUAAAGAACUAAUUCUUUUUAAUUAUAAAAAAAAAAGUUACUAAGAACUUACAAGCAGUAUUUUGUGGCUGUAGGUGAUGUGUCAGAUAAACACACUUGACAACAAAAAUACAUUUUUAUAUUUAUAUUUUUUUCUUUGCACAGAGGUAUGAGGCAUAAUAAGACCUACUUUUAUAAGGCACUGCAUUCACUGUUUAUAAGACUUUGUAAACAUUGUUUAAAGCUGUUAUGAAUGCUUAUAAUCACUUGUAAGGGUUGUUAUUAAGUCUUAAUGGUCACUUAUGAGGCUUUAUAAAUACUCUUAUGAUGCAUUAUUAGAGAUAGGUUCUUAGUGUCAACGAGAUUAUUCCUGUAAGUUCUCGACUGAUGAAAAGUGUAACAAACGAAAACUUUGAAUUGGUUUGUGUUUGUUUGUUCUUGAAUUUUCACAUUUUUACUCUUCGACCAAUUGUUCUGUGCCGUGAAUAAAAUAAAUGAUAGCGGG
This is a messenger RNA of Xyrichtys novacula (pearly razorfish), 8021 nucleotides long. The record is from the annotation of a GenBank genome assembly. Lineage: Eukaryota; Metazoa; Chordata; Actinopteri; Labriformes; Labridae.